GUGAGGUCCAAAUUUGCAUAUAGUAAAGGCAGAAAUAUAACAAAUGUUCUCGUGUCUCAACUGGAUCUUGGCAGAAGCUGCAACCCGUGUUGAUACCAGAACUCCACUUGGCCAUUCUUUCUCCUGUUGAGAGCCAGUUAUGAACUGCGAGCCAUGCACAGAAAGCAUAGCGAGGAGUUGCGUAGGCAAACCAGAUACUUCUAUGCCAAGUUACCUCAAGAGGACUUUGUACUCGACCUGUGCGUCAUGCCCUUGUUGCUUAGUCUGAAGGAUGAGCUCAAUUGCUUGCAACUGCUCAUCUCUAUGUCGACGCCUCCUUCUGAUAGACCAUGCCUCAGCGACAGUUGCGUGGAGUGGGAUACCCAUAUCAAUCACUCCUCUACGGCCAAUGGCAUCCAGUAGACACCCUUGUUCAGUCCAGUUAUCGUACCAGAAAGAUGUUUUCUACCCGUUGUUGACUUCCAUCCUACAGCAUACCCUAACUAUGUCUCUACAUUUCAGUAGCUUUUUCCACAUCCAUGAUCCUGCUUGAGUGUCUUUCUUUGCUGCCCAGAAAGAGCUCUGCCUUAUCAAAUACGUUUGAAUCCAGUUAACCCACAAGGAAAAUUGAUUUGAUACAAGCCACCAUAUCAACUUCAGACUGCAGACAUCAUUUAUUUCAUUCAAAGGUCUUAAACCAAGUCCUCCCUCUCUCUUUGGUUUGCAGACCAUUUUCCAUGACAGUUUGGCUUUGUGCGUGUUCAUAUCUACUCCUGACCAGAGAAAGGAAGAGCAGAUGCUAUCUAUCUCACAGAGACAUUGUCUUGGUAGACGGUAUGCAGCAAGCCAAAAGCUCGCAAUACUCCAUAGGAUUGAACUGAUCAGAUUUAACCGGCCUGCAAAUGUAAGAUAACGAGCAGUCCAAGAGUUGAUUCGGUUGCGAAUUUGUUCCAGCAAAGGCUGAUAGUCUGUUGCUGUCAAACGCCUAGUGACCAGAGGCAGUCCCAAGUAUCUAAUAGAACUCAGCAGUGUAGCCGUCUGGUCCCGGUGAUUUAUCAUUUGACAUGCCAAACAAAACCGACUUGAUUUCAUCUUCUUUUACUUCUUGCGUCAACCUUGCGGCCUCCUCCUCUGAACACCGGAAUGGGGUGUCAUCUGAUCCCACUUGGGUCUUACUGGGUCCGCCCCUGCUAGUGUGCAUGCAAGUUGCAUCUGAGGAGUAUAUGUUUAGAGAGAGAGAGAUCAAUUCAGAGGAAAAAGUGACAGAAAGUGGUCUUCUUUGUCUGUCUCUGUCCUAAACUCAGGAGCCCUAGCUAAUCUCUGAAUCCAUCAAGAAAGCUACAUAACCCUUCGAGGAAAGCUAGAGAAGAAGAAAGAUGAUGAACCUUAGCGGAACUAGUGGGAGAACAAUAGACAGGCCUCCAUUUACACCAACACAAUGGCAAGAAAUGGAGCAUCAAGCCCUAAUUUACAAGUACAUGGUCUCAGGUGUUCCUGUCGCUCCUGAGCUCAUCUUUUCGAUUAGAAGAAGCUUGGACUCUUCCUUGGUCUCUAGACUCCUCCCUCACCAAUCCAUUGGGUGGGGAUGCUACCAGAUGGGAUUAGGGAGAAAACCAGAUCCAGAACCAGGAAGAUGCAGAAGAACAGAUGGUAAGAAGUGGAGAUGCUCAAGAGAAGCACACCCAGAUUCAAAGUAUUGUGAAAAACACAUGCACAGAGGAAGAAACCGUGCCAAGAAAGCUCUUGAUCAGAAUCAGACAACUGCUCCUUCAACAUCACCAUCUCUUUCUUUCCCCAACAAAGACAACCCAAUAAGCCCCACCUUGUCUUCUUCUUCCUCUAGUUUCAUUGACACUUACAGUAGGUUUGGUGUUGGUAGUAGGAAUAGUAGAGGCUACUUCAACAACCAUUCUCUUGAUUAUCCUUAUCCUUCUUCUUGUUCACCUAAACAACAACAAACUCUUGAGCAUGCUUCUGCUUUGUCACUUCAUCAAAACACAUCUACUUCUCAGUUCAAUGUCUUAGCUUCUGAAACUGACCACAAAGACUUCAGACAUUUUCAAGGGAUUGGGGAGAGAACUUUCUUUCCAGAAGCUUCUAAAAGCUUUCAAGAGUCUCCAUACCAUCACCAAGAAGCGCUAGCAACAGCAUUGAAUGAUCCCUACCACGGUAGUAGUUCUGAUCAUCAUCACACAUACUCAUCCUCAUCAUCUCGACAUCGAGAUUAUCACCAACAACAACAACAUUUCGUUUUGGGGGCCGACGAGUUCAACAAGUCCACAAGAACCGUCUUCUCAAACACAUCUAGACAAGGUCAUCAGGAAGAGGAGAAAGAUUCACCGAAAAUAAAGAAGUCUCUUCAUCAUUUCUUUGGUGAGGACUGGGCACAGAUCAAGAACGCUUCAGAUUCUUGGCUUGACCUUUCUUCCCAGUCAAGACUCGACACUGCUGAAUAAGGUCAGAUAGGAUCAAUGACGGGUCUGCGCCAACACACACAAGUUUGAAACGUUGAAGGGUCACAUUUCAUCUAUUUCCGUGGGACAUUGGAACAACACACUGUUUACAGAGACCCUGUAUGUGUACAUUUAUGUCUGAACUCUCAAUUGUAUCUAUGUUUUGUGUUUAGAGGUCCAACAAGAAAAGUGAUCCGACAUCUAUAUCUGUGUUUCUCUGGCUUUUCUCCAGCUACUGUUUUCUUAUCGUUUUAUUUUAUUUGGUUGUAGCUGAAAGAAACACUAUAUAUAUCGAUUUGUUUCUUAGGACGGCAAGCA
Brassica napus (rape) is the source of this 2750-nucleotide messenger RNA. Its product is annotated as growth-regulating factor 5-like. The record is from RefSeq and is a predicted model, not a curated record. Gene Ontology annotation, molecular function: ATP binding. NCBI's taxonomy places the organism in Eukaryota, Viridiplantae, Streptophyta, Magnoliopsida, Brassicales, Brassicaceae. Gene Ontology annotation, cellular component: nucleus. The transcript has 7 exons. The coding region runs from base 1356 to 2435 and encodes 359 amino acids. Gene Ontology annotation, biological process: DNA-templated transcription; developmental process; regulation of DNA-templated transcription.